Molecule: messenger RNA, 2200 nt
Organism: Zea mays
Lineage: Eukaryota; Viridiplantae; Streptophyta; Magnoliopsida; Poales; Poaceae
Exons: 3
Coding region: 830-1918 (362 amino acids)
Source: RefSeq, marked provisional
GCCGUUGCCCCCACUGCAUGCAGGCAGCUAGGUGGCUAGCAAAUAGCGUGCGUCGCCAUGGGCAUGGCCAUUGCUGCCAGGUCUAUGGAGUUCGUUGUCGCAUCGUCGGAUUAUUGUACUUGAUCGCGCUCUCUCUCUCUCUAGCUAGAGCUUCCCCGCACCUCAAGCUACCUGUGUGCUUUAUUUCCUUAAAUUUCAUCCAACCCAUCCAUUAGCCCACGCACGGCACGGGGGCCUUGCCCUUCCCCUUAGCUUGCUUCAACCCCACGUACUUUAUCACUAGCUAGUAGAGUGCCGGCCCGCGCGCUGUCCGGCCCCUCACUCAUCUCUCUCUCUCUCUCUCUGUCUCCCAUUCGAUCUUGCUCGGAGCUAGCUAGAGAGACCAGCAAGCAGAUCGACCACUGCUGCCGGUUGCUGCUUUUUUUCCCCCCGGACGGACCUUUUAUUUAGUUACAAAGCUAUAGUUUUUUCUUAUUCAGCUCCACUUUUAUUAAUUAAAAAGAUGCGCAGUCUGUUACCUCUGGCGUAAGUCUCAAGCAUCGAACUGCCUAGCUGCUGUCCCCCUAGCUGAGAGCUGAGCUGCUGAGAUAGCGAGCGCCACCCGUCGCUUUUCAUUUAUAAUCGCCCGCCAGCAGGCCGUCUCAUCAUCAUUGUUGCCAUCCGCGGCGCCGGCGGCUCUGCAUGCGCGCGCCCUGCGGAAACUGAUCCAUGAUCUGAUCCCACGGCACCAGCAGCAACGGCCGACCGCCGGGCCGGCCGGCCGGCGCGCACGCACGGUGGGCGCGCGCGCGGUGCCAAAUAAAGAGCUUAGAGCCGCCGGCCGGGAUCUAUGGGGCGCGAGGCGGCAGCCACGAGGCCGCCCAAGCUGCGGAGGGGCCUGUGGUCGCCGGAGGAGGACGAGAAGCUGUACAAUCACAUCAUCCGAUAUGGCGUCGGCUGCUGGAGCUCAGUCCCAAAGCUCGCUGGCUUGGAGAGAUGCGGCAAGAGCUGCAGGCUGAGAUGGAUCAACUACCUGCGGCCUGACCUCAAGAGGGGCAGCUUCUCCCAGCAGGAGGAGGAUCUCAUCGUCAGCCUCCACAAGAUACUAGGCAACAGGUGGUCCCAGAUCGCGUCGCAGCUGCCGGGGAGGACGGACAACGAGAUCAAAAACUUCUGGAACUCGUGCAUCAAGAAGAAGCUCCGGCAGCAGGGCAUCGACCCCGCCACCCACAAGCCGCUCAACGACGACGACAACGCUGCUGCUGCUGCUGCUGCGGACAACGACGCCGCCGUGGCGCCGCACCACCAUCGUCGUCAUCAGGACGACCACUGCGGCGCCGCCAAUAUUGAUAAUAAUAAUAAUAACAACAACAACAACAACAAUCGGCAGCUCCCCUCAGCCGACGACCACUGCUUCGCCAUGAGCAGCGACGACCCUCUCGCGCCACACUCCCCGACCGUCAGCUUCGACCCACUGUCCGUCACCAACGUCCCCACGGCAAUGCAGCAGGGCUCCUACGGCUCGUUCCGCUCCGACAACGACCACCUCUGCGACUACGGCGGCGGCGGCGUCGACGUGGUCUCGGACGCCGCCACGGCGUACAGCGCCCCCUACACAGGCGGCGGCGGCGGCGGCGGAGACAGCUCCAGCAACAGCAACGGCAACGGCACCUGGGCCUGCAGCGGCGGCGAGCCGAUGCCGCCGCACGUGGCCAUGUUCGGCCGCGAUGCUGCCCAGGCGGCGGCGUACCAUCAGUUCGUCGACCCGGCCAAGUACAGCCCCUGGCAGCAGCACCCGGCGGCGAGGCUCCAUGAUCACAACGUCGGCGGCGCUGCUGCGGGCUUCCCGAUACGGUCCAUGUCGCGGGACCUGCCGGGUUCCUGCUUCGACCUCGCCCGCAGCGCGCUGGAGGACGAGUUCAGCGUCGACUUCCUCUGACGUACGACUACGCCGACGCGCGACGUACGGCCAGGAGGUCGUUGGUGCAUGUCGUCGUCCAACACUCACUCGAUCGACAGACACACACACAGAUACACUUUUCAUUCACUACUACUGCUACUAUUACCUCAGUCCUCACAGAGAUCACCUAAAAAAACAAGACACACUCUCCUUGUGUCUGCAGGCAUAUUCGUUCGUUAUUCCCCACUUCUUUUCAUGUGGUCCGGUCAUACUUUAUUUGGACCCAUCGAUCAAGUUGGUUAAUUAACACGUUUUGGUGGU